AUGCAGAAUAUGGAAUCCAUCAUGCUCAUCGGCGAUUUUAAUGCGCAUGUCAGAGUAGACGCUGAAAAGUGGAACGGCGUGACUCGAAAAAACAGCCCUAGCGACCUCAACAAUAACGGCAUGAAGUUGUUGCAGUUUUGUGCAAACAACGGAUUGUCCAUUAUGAACACCUUCAUCGAGCAUCGAAGAGGGAAUCAGAAUACCUGGGCUUACGAGCGGCGUCAAAUCGCGCCUCACGCCGGCGUAUUCUGCGCCGAACAUCGUCCACGGUCCGUCCAGCCGUGUCAAGUCAAGACGCUGCUAGCCGUCGCGACGACUCGUAGAAAACACUGCCACCAAUCGAUCGAUCCUCAGCAUCCUAAGCACUACCGCAUCUUUCUCGAACCCCAACGGGACGCUUUCGAGCGCGUUCAACGCGUGGUUUUCGACAUGACGAUCUGCAGCAAACAAAAUCAAUGGGGAUACGCGGCUAAUUGA
This is a messenger RNA of Soboliphyme baturini, 477 nucleotides long. NCBI's taxonomy places the organism in Eukaryota, Metazoa, Nematoda, Enoplea, Dioctophymatida, Soboliphymatidae. The record is from the annotation of a GenBank genome assembly.